GUUCUCCCGCGAGAGCACAGUUCUGGCAGAAACUUCACUACCUUCCGUUGGCAGAGGAAGAUUUUAAACGAAAGGAAAUAGAUAAUGGCUCACAAAGUCCAUUUCUCAAUUUUCGUCCUAAUUCUUCUAUGCUGUGAUGCCCAAGGAGUCUCAGAAGUUGAGGAUAAUAUUGGUCAUAAGGAAAGGGAAGAAUAUUCGCGAAUUGGACUUCUACAGAAUUCCACCAACGGAAACUCAGGAAACCCAGCAACUUCGACUUCGCACCAGACAAUAAGAUAUAGCUGUCCAUCGCCUUACGAACUCGUCGUCAACUAUUGUCUUUUUGUCAAGUGCUUACAGUACGACAGUAUUCUUCAGGGAUGGGAGGUCGCUCGGCAGUACUGCCAGUCUAUAGAUGGGGAUUUGGCGUGGUUUGGGGAUAAAGAUCUGCCCCUAUUCAUGGUUUAUUUGAAUAUGAAUAGGCCAUUUUAUGACCAUUGGAUCGGUGGCAGGCGAUAUAAUUCCACGACAGACUUUGAGUGGGUGAAUGGCCAGAAACUUCCCGAUACUUCCUCAUCCCUGUGGGAUUACACAGAUAACGCAAACUGGAAUUGCGUAUCAAUUUCUGUCCCGAAAGGUUAUGCAAUCAGUAACCAUGACUGUCAGGCCAAAAGAGGUGUGGUCGACUGUUUUAUAUGUAGACUCACUUAGUCCACUUGACCAAUGGUGUUUCCAGUAAAAUGUCUUAUAUCAUGAUAAAAUGAUAUUUUGAAUUUUAGAGAUAAAUAUAUAUUUUCUAAUUGAUGACUUUUAAGAAAAAAAUUACUAUGAUAAGUUUUUUAUUAUUUCAUCAGGGAAAUGAAAACAUCUCAGCGAUGAAAAUUG
Macrobrachium nipponense is the source of this 864-nucleotide messenger RNA. RefSeq lists its product as uncharacterized. The transcript has 4 exons. The record is from RefSeq and is a predicted model, not a curated record. NCBI's taxonomy places the organism in Eukaryota, Metazoa, Arthropoda, Malacostraca, Decapoda, Palaemonidae. The coding region runs from base 85 to 690 and encodes 201 amino acids.